Messenger RNA from Scaptodrosophila lebanonensis, 436 nucleotides. RefSeq lists its product as uncharacterized. The transcript is spliced from 2 exons. The record is from RefSeq and is a predicted model, not a curated record. The coding region runs from base 151 to 336 and encodes 61 amino acids. Lineage: Eukaryota; Metazoa; Arthropoda; Insecta; Diptera; Drosophilidae.
UCGCAAUCCUUUCAGAACUUUCGCAUUCGAAACGUAUCUCCGCACGAGACACACAGCACACAAAUAACUAAAAAAAUAUUUCUCACUUUUGUAAGAACACUGAAAUACUUUUCUAAUUCGCUUUACUAUAAGUUUUCAACUUCCUUGAACAUGGUUUUCGCCAGCUGGUUUAACACACAGAAGGAAACUUUUAUCGUUGGCUUCCGCGACUGCAAGUCCCGUCUCCUGCUGGCCUUCGCCGAUUUGGAUGCAAAGGGUGCACGCUUUUCCAAGUGCCUGGGACUUGAAGAUGGCCGGAACGAUGAGUUCCUUCAGUUUCUAACCGAACAAUCUUAGAAAUUCCCAGUGCUUUAUAGGGGUUUUGAUAGUAUUUUUAUACUAUAUAGGGGGAAAUAAAUAAAGCUUUAUCGGCCAAUGGCGUGCAAGUGCACGGAAA